CUGAGCUAUUAUGGGGGCACCACAACAGGUGAGACGAUAGACAAGUGCUCAGAACCAACCACUCACUCCUCCCUCUCCUCUCCUUCCCUUCCCUCCCUCUCCAGGCAGGAGAGAGAGAGAGGCACAUGCUCCGGUUGCUAGAUUCAGUUCGAUCUGAAUAGCUACCUGCCCCUUUUCAAUCAGCUUUCAGAAUUUAUUAUUACAGCCCGGUUCGUGUUUGUUGCCUUCGAUGUGCUCAUCCUGUUUUCAAAGUUAGAGGAUUUAUCUUUCUGUCUACUUCAUUUGUUCCUCUCUUAAUCAGAGAUCGAUUGAUCGUCCAGAAGAAGCCGGAGGCGAUAGGUAGAGAGAGGACGAAAAGGCUAAUAGUCAGGUAGACUAGUGUCCACGGCACAUACGCUGCCACUUCGUGACUUGGACUAGUCAGUGUGACUGGCUUCAUUCUGCUCCGACGUCAUAAGACAACAACAUUCUUGGUGCUGGUGCAGUGGUGGUGCCGUGCUAAUCAACUCGAUCGGCUGGGAUGGCGGCUGCCUCUUCCGCGCACUUGUUCGGACUCGGCAACGCGCAGAUGCAGCCGCCGCCGCUGCAGCAGGCGGCGCCUCCUCCUCCUCCUGCUCCUGCGCAGAACCCUGCCACGCCGGCGCCCAAGAAGAAGAGGAAUCAGCCCGGCAACCCAAAUCCUGACGCAGAGGUGAUCGCGCUGUCCCCCAAGACGCUGAUGGCGACGAACCGGUUCGUGUGCGAGGUGUGCAACAAAGGUUUCCAGCGGGAGCAGAACCUGCAGCUGCACCGGCGUGGGCACAACCUGCCGUGGAAGCUGAAGCAGAAGAACCCCAAGGAUGUGCGGCGGCGGGUGUACCUGUGCCCAGAGCCGACGUGCGUGCACCACGACCCGUCGCGCGCGCUCGGCGACCUCACCGGGAUCAAGAAGCACUACUGCCGCAAGCACGGCGAGAAGAAGUGGAAGUGUGACAAGUGCAACAAGCGCUACGCCGUGCAGUCGGACUGGAAGGCGCACUCCAAGACCUGCGGCACCCGCGAGUACCGAUGCGACUGCGGCACGCUCUUCUCAAGGAGGGAUAGCUUUAUCACCCACCGUGCGUUCUGCGACGCACUGGCGCAGGAGAGCGCACGGGUGCCGCCUAUCGGCGCCGAAAUGUACGUCUCCGGCGGCAUGGCCCACGGCCUCUCCGGGAUGGCCGCUUCCCAGCUGCAAUCCUUCCAAGACCAGGCCCACUCCUCGGCCACCACCGCCAUCAGCGGCAAUCCGGCGGCGCAGUUCGAGCACAUCAUGCCGUCCUCCACCAGCUCCCCCACGUUCCGUGGCGCGCAGCCGGCCUCAUUCUAUCUAGGGGGUGCCGACAACGGCCAAGGCCAACCCAGCCACACCUCUCUGCUCCACGGCAAGCCGGCCUUCCACGGCCUGAUGCAGCUGCCGGAGCAGCACCAGCCGGGGAGCAACGGCCUCCUGAACUUGGGGUUCUUCUCGGGCGCGAGCAGCGGUCAGGACGAGCGCCUCGUCUUCCCAGACCAGUUCAACGGUUCCGCGGCCGGGAACGGCCGCGGCGAUGGCGGCGAUCACGGCAACAGCAGCGCCAACACCGAUUCGGCAGCUAUCUUCUCGGGGAAUCUAAUGGGAAACCAAAUGGCAGGCGGCGCCGGCUUCUCUUCUUCCUUGUACAACUCGUCCGAGACCGUCGCGCCGCCGCAGAUGUCCGCGACAGCACUGCUGCAGAAAGCCGCUCAGAUGGGCGCGACGAAGAGCGGCGGCGGAGGCGGCAGCGUGAACUCGCUGCUCAGGGGGCUCGGUAGCGGCGGCGCUUUGAACGGGAGACCUGCCGGAGCAGCUGGGUUCAUGGCAGGUGAGAGCUCGUCGAGGAGCACUUCCCAGGCGGAGAACGAGAGCCAGUUCCGGAACCUCAUGAACACGCUCGCGGCUUCCGGGAGUGGAGCCGGCGCAGCGUUCACCGGUGGCUUCCCCGGCGUGGACGACAGCAAGCUGAGCACGAGGGACUUCCUUGGCGUCGGCGGCGGCGUCGUGCGGGGCAUGAACGGCGCGGCGGGGCUGCCGCUGCGGCACGGUGCCGCGGGCAUUGGCAUGGGAUUAUUGGACCCAGAAAUGAAGUAGGAGAUCGAAAUCCGAAGCAACCAACGCAUGCAUGCAUGCACAACUCUUGGUUCAUGCAAGCAAAUGAUUGACUAGGGUUCAUGGAGUUGGUUAUUGACGAGAGAUCAUAAUGUUAUGGUGCAGGUGCUUGGAGUUGGAUGUUCAUGGGAUGUACCCCCUAGUGUAGUGUAGCUUCUGAGGAUCGAUCAUGGAAGCAAGAAAUAACAGCAGAGAACGAAGGGCGGACCAUUUGUUCAAAUGCUGGUGAUUAAUCAGUUAAUUUUGGCUCUGAUAAUAUCGAUCUAUUGUUGUCCAUCA
Messenger RNA from Phragmites australis (common reed), 2425 nucleotides. RefSeq names its product protein indeterminate-domain 5, chloroplastic-like. Gene Ontology annotation, cellular component: nucleus. The transcript has 4 exons. Gene Ontology annotation, molecular function: DNA-binding transcription factor activity. The record is from RefSeq and is a predicted model, not a curated record. Lineage: Eukaryota; Viridiplantae; Streptophyta; Magnoliopsida; Poales; Poaceae. The coding region runs from base 521 to 2128 and encodes 535 amino acids.